AUGGCGAAGCUCAUUAAGACUAAUAGUAUUGUAAAGUUUAAGACUGUAGUUAAGAAGCUACAGAAGAGUCUUCUCUUGGGUGGAAAAUGGAAUUUCUAUUCUGAUGAAGAAUAUAGAGAUUCAACCCAUUUGCCGCAAGAUGUCAAAGAAGGACAUGUUCCGGUGUUAGCUGUGGACGGAGAUGAACCAAAGAGAUUCAUUGUACCACUGACUUGUUUGACGCACCCAGCGUUUAUGAGGCUUUUGGAGAAGGCAGCCGAAGAGUAUGGCUUUGAUCGUGAAGGUCCGCUCACAAUCCCAUGCCGACCUAGUGAGCUGGAGAUUAUAUUGGCUGAGAAAUACCAGGAGGCUCCCAAAUGGUCUUCUGGCGACCCCAUGCUGAAAACAUACUGA
This is a messenger RNA of Mangifera indica (mango), 393 nucleotides long. RefSeq names its product auxin-responsive protein SAUR50-like. The transcript has a single exon. The record is from RefSeq and is a predicted model, not a curated record. Lineage: Eukaryota; Viridiplantae; Streptophyta; Magnoliopsida; Sapindales; Anacardiaceae. Bases 1 to 393 code for a protein of 130 amino acids. Gene Ontology annotation, biological process: response to auxin.